Gastrolobium bilobum is the source of this 981-nucleotide messenger RNA. RefSeq lists its product as uncharacterized. Bases 277 to 690 code for a protein of 137 amino acids. NCBI's taxonomy places the organism in Eukaryota, Viridiplantae, Streptophyta, Magnoliopsida, Fabales, Fabaceae. The transcript has 3 exons. The record is from RefSeq and is a predicted model, not a curated record.
AAGAGCCAAUCAACAAAUAUCUAUUCACGCUUCUUGGCUCUCUCUCUCUCUCUCUCUCUCUCUCUCUCUCUGUAUCCCUACUUUGCCUCUGUUUCAUUUGGGUGGUUGUUUCUUAGAAGCCACCCUCUUCGGAGUUGAAACUCGUUGUCAGUUCUUCUUUUGGGCGCUUUAGCUGAUUCCAUUCCUUGAGUCUCAUGCUGGAUAUGCCAAACCAGUUAUCCUCAUUUCUGAGAUCCUUUAUUGUAUGAUCACAUCUUUUUUUGAGAUAUUAAGAUCAUGGGUAGAGGUAGAGGAAAGGCCAAAAAGCUAACUGUUACUAAUCACGAGGAUCCUGGAAGUGGUGAGGAUGAAAAAGUUCCUAUGCAAAAGAGAAGAGGAAGACCACAAAAACCUCUAAAGGAUGACUUUGAUGAAGAAGAAGUUGAGAAAAUAGAAGAUGACAGUGACAAUGUUAAGAAUGGAGUUUCUGACAAAGAGAUGAAAAGUCCCACUGCAACAGAGCAUGGAAGGAAAAGGAAGCGAAACAAUUCACAGGUAAAAGAGAAAUUAGAUUCAGUUGAGGAAGAAAAUGGCGUUGAAAAUCAAACAAGCACUGAUGAGUUGACAAAGUCCAAUGGAUUUCGGCAUAAUGGAAGCAGGCGGAAAAGCAAGCCUCGUCGAGCUGCUGAAGCAGGUGUGCAGUGCAAGUAAGGAUAUGGAAAGUUAUGCAAUAGCUUUCUUCCUUUUCAUAUUACCGGUUAAAAUUAUGAGAUAGGAAGUGAGGCCUAGUAAUCUUUGGUUUCUUUAUUUUAUUUUCUUGUUUUGCUUCUUUAUCCUUAUUUUUCUGGUGGGAAUGUUUUGUGGGGUUCGUUCCAUUAGGUGAUUCCAUGUGAUUAAUUCCUUCUUCUUUUUCAAUCAUGAAUUUGAGAAUUUACAAUGUUGGUUGUAGUUUUAUAAUGCUAUCACACUUUGAAUUUGAAUCUUUUCUACUAUGACUUUCAA